Tarenaya hassleriana is the source of this 2447-nucleotide messenger RNA. Its product is annotated as protein CASC3-like. Gene Ontology annotation, biological process: mRNA processing. Lineage: Eukaryota; Viridiplantae; Streptophyta; Magnoliopsida; Brassicales; Cleomaceae. The transcript has 12 exons. The coding region runs from base 92 to 1975 and encodes 627 amino acids. The record is from RefSeq and is a predicted model, not a curated record. Gene Ontology annotation, molecular function: mRNA binding. Gene Ontology annotation, cellular component: exon-exon junction complex.
UUGAUCGAUUUCGGAAGGCGCAUGAGUGCAUAGGGUUUCUCACCUCAUGCGACCUUGAUUCUCUUUCUAUCUCAGACUCCUUGGGCUGAUCAUGGCGCCAACUGGCCAAGAAGAGGUUGAAUAUGAGAGUGAUCCUGAAGAGGUGAAGCGCUCCUUGGCUACGAGGAGGAGAGAAGCGAGCGAUGAUGAAGCGGCUUCGGAGGAGGAGGACGUUGAUCGUGGGGGAUCUCGGAGGACUGGAAUUCAUUCGGAUGAAUCUGAUAACCAGGGUGGUGUGGCUGAGUAUGACAAUGACGAAGAAGAGCGAUUGGCAGUAGAUGAUGAACACGUGGGUGGUAGUUAUGAUGAAGAGGAAGAGUACCUUGAGGAACGAUAUGAUGAAGAAGGCGGCGAUGACAACAGGAUGGCUGGCAGGUUGGAGGGUGUUACGAUGAAGGCAGUGGAAGCUGACGGGACGAAUGGUGAAGAGGCACUCAAGGAUUGUGCGGCAAAUCAUAUAGAUGAAGAGGAAGAAAAGGAGAAGGAACCAUUUUCUGUGCCCACUGCUGGAGCAUUUUAUAUGCAUGAUGACAGAUUUCAGGAAAAUUCUGGUGGCCGACACAGGCGAAUGCGUGGUGGAAGGAGGCUCUGGGAAUCCAAAGAUGACAAAAGAUGGGGACAUGACAAAUUUGUGGAGAUGAAUACACAGGAAAAGCCACAUGAAAGGUGGAGGACUUCUAGGGACGGGUUCAGAGGUCGUGGUCGGACUAGGAGACAAGAGCGUCGACAGUUUUCUAAGACACUUACCGACAAUGGAAAUCAAAACCAAUUUUCUAAAGUUGUCACUAGAGGGAGAGGACCUAGAAGAUAUGAGACCACCUUGAGAAACGGCAACCAAGCACCUUCUGCACAUAACAAACAGUCCCAGAAUUCUCUUGAAAAAAAGUCGCACCUUGGUUCAGGGCGUGCGCCAACAGCCCCAGAUAGAUUUGAGGCUGAAGUUGGUCAAGCGAAAAAGAGUGUAAUUGCUUCUAGUCUAAAUUCGGCUUCACCUCCAUUUUAUCCUUCCGGGUCGUCUGGUAACUUGGCACAGAAGGAUAUACAAGUUGGAAUGGAAAGACCACAUAACAAUAAAAGCAUUUCGCUUACUGGAAGGGAUUCUGGGAAUACAAAAAUAUCUUCUUCUGGGCCUUUAACCAUCAGUACUGCCCAGCCCUCUCAGCACAUGAGUCAAGGUACGGGUGCACCUGCCCCUGGACAAAUGUUUUAUCAGCACUCUGUUGACCAAGUUGACAGAACUUCGUUACCUAUGCCACUCCAUGGAGGUUCAAAAGGGGGUGGGCAAAGUGGUCUUCAAUCUCCUGCUCAGACUUUUGAUCAACCCUCUGCUUCUAUGAGACCACUGGCCUCCUCUCCGCCUAAAAUGAGCUCGACAAAAAGUUCUUACCCUUCUGAAAUGGGAUCUGCCUCAGAAACAGCGUCUUUGGUUACUGGUAAAGGAAGCCUCCAACCUAGUGGAAGCUCUUUUCUGUAUGGUGGGACUCAAGUUAUGGGGCCUGCAGGGAGUCUGGCAGUUGGCCAUGCCAACCCUAACUUCCCAGCUUUUCUGCCCUUUAUGCCAUUUGGCGGUCAACAAGGCGGGGUCCCCACCUUUGGCAUGGCAUUUCCAGGAUAUGUCCAACCUGAACACGGAUUAGGAAAUCCUGAGAUGACAUGGUUGCCAAUUUUGACUGGUCCGGGAGCUCUAGGGGCUACAUACUGUCCGCCGUAUGCUGCUAUUGACGAUUCUUACCAAUCACGCAAGCCAGGGUUACCUUCCUCUGCAGGACCUUCCAGUGAUGGUUUUUGCAACAAAGAGACCAGCACAAAUAAGCCUGAUAACGAACAGAAACCCCUGGAGAGACCUGAGGUUGCAAAAAAUGGGAUUCCGCAGCGGCAAAACAAUAACCCAAAUAAGCAGCCUCGUAGAUACUCAGAGAUGAGCUUUAGCAAGUGAUUGCAUUUUUUUUUACAUGCGAGAAAGGAGAGCUCUGUCUUAUUUGAAUAAGUUGAUAUAAAAAAAAGGAGGUUUGUAGAUAGAGAGAUGUGUGCAGAGCCUGUGGUGCUUCUCCAAGCUUCUUAAUAGAGCACUCUGGGCCGCAAAUCUUCCUGGAUUUCUUAGGUUUUGUUAAGGGUGUUCCAAGUCUGAAAGAACAUUGUGAGACUGGCGGAUCAUUUGGAUCUUAUCGUAUUGGUUCUUGUGGCUUAAAAAGAGUUUCUUUUGGUCACCAAGUGAGUUCUAUACUUGCUUUUUCAGCGCCGCUGUUGUCAAGCUCGGUGGUAUUGGAAGCUUUUCUUAUCUAUUUUAACAUGUAAUUCUUUAUUUCAUAUCUUGGUUUCCCUCUUUGGUUAAUGUCUUAAUGCUUGGUGAGUUUGGUUGUGUUGCAUUUUCUUUGGGUAUCUAUUAUUCUGUCGGUUCGGGUGUUUUA